GCUCCAUAUUUCAGCCUGUCUCUAUCGUCAAGGUCUCUGAAGAAACGGGGUCUAUUCCCGUGUGAAAAUGUUGGCCCCUAGUUCUGAUAACUGCUUUGUCCCUGGGGCAACAUUACAUUCCAAGCAUCUAUUGCAGAUAAUAUUUAGCUCAUACCCAGUGUCUCCUCAAUGCCAACUCUGAUAACGCACAAAAGCCUUGUUUUCAGUAAGAAUGAGAUACACAGACACAGCAGAGACUCAGAAAAAAAAGGAGAUAUUUGAUAAGCAGCGAGAACAUGUACAGUGUCGCAAACGUUAGCAUGAAGUGUGGGCAGGGGUCCUCUACGAGUUGGGAAAUUUGCAGUAAGAUUUAGAGAGACAAUCAGGAAAAGCCAAAGCUGUUUGGGAUGAAAAGAGGCAGAAUAUUCUUGAAGAAGCGGCUGUUCCUCCAAAAGAAUAAAAAACAGAAGUAUCCACGAGCCAACAUAGACAACCUCCCCUCCCAAAAAAAACAAAACAUAACAGAAAAUUAAGGCAGUUAAUCCAGCAUUGCAACAAUACGGUCUAACGAAAUGGACAGAGCAAUAAAGAGAACGUGAGACAGCGAAAUAACUAAAACAUUAACACAGAAGAGCGGAAAGAAAAACAUUUCAACAAGAAAAAGAAUAACAAAUUAUAUAGCGCUAACAUAUUCUGCAGCGCUGAAAAACAGAAGAUACCAAAAAGAUACAGAUCAGAUACAAGGACAGGAGAUAGAAGAGAAGGGGUGGUUAUUGCCUGAAGAGUAAGGCUCUUUAUUGGUUGAAGGUGGCUGGUAAAAGAACAGGCUACAUUGUAGAAAAGAACUAGAAUUCCAUGAUGUUAUUGUCGACCCUCAUUUUGCUUUUGUUGGUGGCCUCAAAUUGCCUUUUGGUGGGUCAGACGUGUGAAAUUCCAGAAGAUGAUCGUUUAUACAUUUUGUCCAAGAUCAAGACCCAGAUUGUAGAUGCACUGGGACCCCCUCCGCCUGUGUCCACACUAUCUUCUCCAAUACCUUCUCCAAGCUCCUGGCCAGCACUGAAGUCAGAGCAGAGGACUAUACGAAAAAGACACAGCAAGAGGCAAAGUGCAGGCCUUGAAGACAGCUCUCAGGUCAUCCUGUUCCCCUCCUCAGGUAUGUACUGCUUAGUAGUUACAACAAGACUUUAUAGGAAACCUAUAUAUUGAAUGUCCUUGUAUGCUUCAGUCAAGCAUUCUAAACUGAAAUCGCUAAAAUUCUGCUAAAAAUAUUUGAAUCGCUCUAUACUAAUCUACUCUACCCUACAAUUAAGUGCACAUCACAUAAAACAAGUGAGUGACCCUUUACACAAAUUUCCCACCUUGAAAUCAUUCCGUCAAUCUGUAGUUGAACUGUUUAACUUUGGUGUCUUUAAAAAGCGAAGGUACAAUGUGUGCUUACUAUUUUAACAUAGAUGAUUACAUGUUAGGGUGAGAUCAUUGUACGUUUACAAAUCUAUCAUUUUAUUAAGAUAAUCCCUGCUGAGCAGCAGCAAGCUUGCGGACACAUGUUGCGUAACUUUAACAAGCGCUCAAAAUAGCGUUUGAGUGACAGGAUGAAUUUGUCUCCGUUUGUACCAAGAUCACUUAUGCAAAUGUUUAAUUCAAGGCUGGGUUAUAAACACUUAAAGCAACACAGUCACUUAUAUUUCCUUUGGGGUAUAUUCACUAAACACCAAAUUCUAGUAAAUUAAAUGUUGGAGAGUUUUUCCAGUCUUAUAUUUUGCCAUUUGAUUUUCAAUGCACUACAAUUCAGCGUUUAGUGAAUAAAGCCCUUAAUAUAAAAUAAUUUAAAGCAAUAUUUCAACUGAAUAAUAUUUUUUUUUAAUGCAACCAAGCUGCAUUAUAUUGAUCAAUCAUUUCCACCUCAGGAUCUGGCAUUUUUUCAGCGUGGACAUUUUCAAACUUUCAGUGACGUUUAUUGAUAUUGAAAAUCCAGCUGAAAGUUGCUGAAGUUAGAAUUUAAUCAAAUCUGAAAUUAGCCGAGAUUUCCCAGAUUUCUGCUGUUGUGAGAAAAUAUUAUCAUUUUUUAUUUCUUGGAUAUUUUGUGACCAUUGUACCCAGAAGAAAGAAACGUAAGCUAGAGAUUUAGUAGUUUGUGAGAUUUUUUUUUUUUCAAAAUAUUGAACAGAAUAAACAAUUAUGAUGGUUUCCAGAAAUUGGCUGCUGAUUAAAUGGACAAUACAAUAUGUUUCAGCAAAUAGGAUUAUUAAUGAUUAAGAGUGCAGAACUGGACAAGCAAUUUUUGGUAAGUUCAUGACAUUAACAUAGCUGUUUUAUUUAUGUAAUGAAAAUAUUAAUUUCAAAAUAAAGGUAAUCAUUUAAUAAAAUAAUUUAGAACAAAGCACCUUAUGUACAAAGAGCAAUUCCAGGGCAAAGAUUCAGGGCAAAGAUUCAUUCAGCAGGGGCAGGCCCGGACUGGCCAUCGGGCACGCCGACCAAAUGCCCAGUGGGACGCGAUGUCCAUUGCUUGAGGCCAGCAGGGGAGGUCACAGGAUCUCCCUGGCCAGUCCAUGCAUGGCCCGCGCUAUCUGAUCAAAGAUCUCCCUCACCAUCCCACAGACAGUGUAAUGAGGCCGCCGGUGGGGGAGGGAGAGGAGGACCAAAGGAGCUCUACCUUGCAUCUCCGCUGGGUUCUUCUUGCGACAUCUGGAGCAUUGCCAUGGCAACGCUCCAGGUCUCGCGAGAGUACACUGUUGCCCCACAGGCUAGAGUUCACUCACCACUAGGACCACCAGGGAUAUCCCUCUCCCCCUACCCCCUACCCCCCCCACACACAGGCUAAAGGUCAGAAGGGAGGGGGGAUAUAAUGCUUGUUUUUGGGGGGCUUUUAUAAAAAUAAAAAAAAACAUAUAUAUUGGCAUUAACCUGCCUCCCCAACACACAAUCCCUCCAAAUACACACAGCAUCCUCUCACACACACACACAUCACCUUCAUACAUCACCCUCACACACACAGCGACCUCACACACACACACAGCAUCCUCACUCACACACACUUCACCCCUCACACACAGCACCCCCACACUCAUACACACACACAGCGCCCUCGCACACAGCACCUUCACUCACACACACAGCACCCUCACACACACUGCACACCUCACACACAGCACCUACACACACAUCAGCCUCACUCACACACAGCACCCUCACACACACACAGCACCCUCACUCACACACACUUCACCCCUCACACACAGCACCCACCCACACACACACACAGCACCCUCACACACAGCACCCUCACUCACACACACAUCACAUCACUCUCACACAGCACCUUAACACACACACACACACACACAGCACCCUCACACACAUCAACCUCACACACAAAAACACACACACAUCACCCUCACUCACACACACUUCACCCCUCACACACAGCACCCACACACACAUACACACACACACACACACACACAGCACCCUCACACACAGCACCCUUACACACACACUUCACCCCUCACACACAGAACCCACACACACACACAGCGCCCUCGCACACAGCACCCUCACUCACACACACAUAGCACCCCCACACACACACUGCACACCUCACACACAGCACCCUCACAUACAUACUGCACCCCCCCACACACACAGCAUCCUACUUCAAGAAGUUCAGCACUUUUUUGGAGUGGGUGGUGAGUCAGGAAGUGGGGAGUCGAGCAUUACUUGGACGACUUUUUGUGCAUGUCUGGGAACUCUUCAUCAUGCCUGCAUUUGUUGCGUACCAUUCAUUGGGUGGCCAGAUUGUUUGGGGUUCCUUUGGCAGUGGGUAAGACAGAAGGCCCCGCUGACUGUAUUUGCUUCCUGGGGCUGGAAAUCGAUUUGGCGAAGGGCGAAUGUCGGUUGCCUCGGGACAAGCUCGAGGUACUUCGGGCUGCGGUGGGGGAAGUGCAUCAGGCCAAGAAGGUCACGCUUCAGGCAUUGCAAUCUUUGCUCGGCAAGCUCAACUUUGCUAGGGGUCAUGGUCAUCUGGUCAGAGAUUAUACUGCGACUUUGGUGGCGGCAUGCAAGGGAAGUGGUGGCGAUUGAUCGUUGUCGUUGUAAGGUAAACAGUUUAAUGGCUAGCUUAAUUUGGAAGUUAGGGGGAUUGUGGUCAGGCACAGGGAACUGGAGAAUAGAUUGACUGGGAUUUGUUAAAUCUGGGGUUUCAAGAAGGGCUUAGCCAGGUGCUGUUUUUGCACGGUGGCAGAGCACAGACGUCUUAAGGAGUCAAGGUCUGAGCUUGUGGUGGGGCUGGUAAAGGGAAGAAAAUGGGGGGAUAGGGACUUUGGAGUUAGAAAAGGAGCAAGGGGUAGGUAAAAAGGAAUGGUGAAAUAGAAUUGGAGUUAUCAGUUGGUUAUGGUGUUGGGAGAUUUAGAGUCCGUAGGUGUUUCAGAACCUCGGAGGGGUGAAGGUAUCCGGGUAUGGGCUGUUAAGAAAAUGUUGGCACUUUAUAUUAUGUCCAUAGGAAACAAUUCACAACGCUUUCCUAUGGACGCUGGCGUCUUCUCACUGUGAAAAUCACAGUGAGAAACGCAGAAGCCCUCUAGCGGCUGUCAAUGAGACAGCCACUAGAGGCUGGAUUAACCCAUUUAUAAACAUAGCAGUUUCUCUGAAACUGCUAUGUUUAUAAAAAAAAAAGGGUUAAACCUAGCUGGGCCAGGCACCCAGACCACCUCAUUAAGCUGAAGUGGUCUGGGUGCCUAUAGUGGUCCUUUAAUCAAUGUAAUAGUUUGUAUCCAAUUAGGUCGGGGGAGGGUGAAAUAAGCCAUCUUUUUACAUUCUCCUACUUAGCAUGCAAUCAGAUAAUUACAAUUGUAAAUUUAGGCAAAAACAGACUAGGCAGAAACAUAACCGGGUUAAAUAAUUUUUUCUAAUUGUAUAAUUUUGUCCUAGUAUUUGCAAGUUCCUUGUAAACCCUCAAGGCUGCUAAUGUGUCUCUUUGGUGCACGAGGUAGUAUUCAGUAACUGCCAUUAGAUGUCGCUAGCGGGUUACUUCUGUGUUACCAGCUUUUACACUUGGGCAUUCUGAGUUCAUUAUUUUAAAUUAGUUAAAUUGAUUUACUUACAUGGGACUACCAUAUUUAAAGGAGCACUAUAGUGUCAUGAAAACAAACUAGUUUUCCUGGCACUAUAGGGUUAUUAGAUCUACCCGACCCUCGUGGCCCCCUGCCGCUUACCUUAAUCCAGCGCCGUGCUCCUUCAGCGCUGGUGACCUCACCUCGUCCUGCCGACGUUGGUGCCGAAUGCUGGAUUAACCCUCGGAAACUGCUAUGUUUUUGGCUGCAGAGUAAAAACUAGGGGGACCUGGCACCCAGACCACUGAACUGGUCUGGGUGCCUAUAGUGGUCCUUUAAGAAUACCACUACCAAUUUAGGGAGCUGUUUUUUUUUGUAGAUAGCUCCCUAGUUUGUUACCCUUAAGGGGUAUCUACUAAACAGUUCCCUACUUUGUUAUGCUUCAUUAUGUGGUGUUGCCAUAUUUAAGGAUACCAAAAUAGGGAGGAAUUAAAAAAAUAUGGCAAUCCCACAUAAGGGUUCCAAACUAGGGAUUUAUCUGCUUAUAUAAACCAUUGAAAGACUUGCUGGCAAUCGGAACAUUCCAUUCGUCCAAAAAGAAAUAAGAAAGCAAAAAUAAUGGACAAAACAUGUAUUAUUUUCAUCACGAUUUGUUAGAAUGAAACAAAUUCCAGGUGGGCAUAAGUCUAUAAGCUAAGGCUAAACCAUCACAUAAAGCUGAAGACAAAUAUUUUGUGACAUUGUCUUCAUUGACUUCAGUUAUUGAGUGCUCGGUGCUGUACGGAAUGUGAGAAGAGGUAAUCAGAAACCUUUAUUACUCUCAGCACAAUAAUGUUCUCUGCACGUUUAAAUAAAUAUUAACCUGUUGUGUGUCGUGAAAAUUUUUAGUUCGGCUGAAUUACUCUUGCUACAAAAACAAAAUGCUUUUGGAUCAGAAGAAUUUUGGCUGAAAAAAACGUUGUGUUGGACUGAAAAAAGUCAACUCCAGAACGGUAAAUUAGUCAAUUAUCAGUAUAGCAAAUGGAAUUACGAAUGUUGGACUUGUAACUUUGAAAUUCAACCAAACAGAUGUGCCCAAAUUCAUACAACAGGUUCAAAACAAAACGAAUCUCCAAGUCUAACAUAUAUAUUUACUUUUUUGUGUAUUUUGUGAUGAAUGUCUUUGAUUUAUCUUGUUCUCCUGUGCUCUUUCUUUUAGAUGUCCUAUGUGAGACCCCAAAUCUUGAUACAUCUCAUGAAGAACUUGGCAACAGUUUUACUUACAUAUUCCGUCCUUCACCUCAUAUCCUGAGUCGCAAAGUCUUGUCAGUACAGCUUUGGUUUUACACAGGAAAUUCUCAAACCCACCCUCCAAAACUGUUGCAAGACACACCUAAAAAUGAACCCACUCUCCUUCAUAGCCUAUCCUCUGCUCAAGUUGAUGAUCACAAGCCUCAGCCACCAACUGAUGGCCCUGUCACCCAGCAUCAAGUGGACAAUUUUCCUGCUUCUUCAUUUAACAUCAGUGGAAAUUAUGACAUACUUCAACACUUGGUGGACCUCCAAGUGCUAUCAGAACACAAAGCAAUAACUGUGGCCACUUCCAGGGUAGAAAGAGUUGAUGACUGGAUUGUCUUUCAUUUGGCACCAGCUUUUCUGAGCUAUGUAACACGGGGUCUAUUCGUCAUGCUGGUCAAUUGCCCAACCUGUCCAUGUACCAACGAGCCUGAAUAUACCCCGUUCCUUAUGUACACUACUCAGCCCUCUCAUCGGAGUCGAAGAUCCAAGGUUCCCUGGUCUCCAUCUGCUCUGGAAUUGCUGCAACGUCCUGCAGGUUCAGGCAUCGAGAGCGCCCAUUGCCAUCGUGGCUCACUCAAUAUAUCAUUCGAGGAGCUAGGAUGGGACCAGUGGAUUGUACACCCUGGUAGCUUCCAGUUUCACUAUUGCCAUGGCACCUGUUCCCCAAGCCAUGGUUUGAGCCAAGCUCUCCACUGGGGCCACUGCUGUGCCGCACUUCCAAGUACAAUGAAGUCAUUAUGGGUUACCACUACAACAGAUGGUGGAUUCUCGUACAGAUAUGAGACGGUGCCUAAUCUGCUGACUCAAGACUGUGCCUGCAGUUAGAGCCAAUAGCUCACGUUAUGAAGAUGACCUCUCUAAGUCCAACAGCAGCGCCCCUGCCUGUGCUGCAUUAGCCUUCCGUUAUCAAGAGUUUUCAAAAGGCUUAAGGACAAGGGCAGAGCAAUCUGGCAUUGGAGCUCAGAUUUUGGGGUUAAACCUUUCAUGGUUUAACACCUAAAGUUAAGCCAGCGUCAGAGACCUCUUGCCAUCAUAACAACUUAAUUUCUAUAAAAAUAAUCGAACUGAAAAAAAUUCUCCAAGUCAGCUUGGCUGCAGUUUGGCUAUUUUGGUAGUUAAAAAUAACUGUGAAUGAAUACUAAAAAAUAAACCCCAAAAAGCUAUACAAUAUAAUAUACAUACUGCUCUUACUGUACCUCCCUUUACUGUAAUGUCACAUGUAAAGUGCUGAGUACACCUGUUAGCACUAUAUAAAUAAAUUAUACAUAGACUGUAUAUCUACUGUACUGUCACCUGUAAAGUACUGAGUACACCUGUUAGCACUAUAUAAAUAAAAUAUACAUACACUGUAUACCUACUGCACUUACUGUACCUCCCUCUACUGUAAUGUCACCUGUAAAGUGCUGAGUACACCUGUUAGCGCUAUAUAAAUAAAAUAUACAUACACUGUAUACCUACUGCACUUACUGUACCUCCCCCUACUGUAAUGUAACCUGUAAUGCUGAGUACACCUGUUAGCGCUAUAUAAAUAUACAUACACUGUAUACCUACUGCACUUACUGUACCUCCCUCUACUGUAAUGUCACCUGUAAAGUGCUGAGUACACCUGUUAGUGCCAUAUAAAUAAAAUAUACAUACACUGUAUACCUACUGCACUUACGGUACCUCCCCCUACUGUAAUGUAACCUGUAAUGCUGAGUACACCUGUUAGCGCUAUAUAAAUAAAAUAUACAUACACUGUAUACCUACUGCACUUACUGUACCUCCCUCUACUGUAAUGUAACCUGUAAAGUGCUGAGUACACCUGUUAGUGCUAUAUAAAUAAAAUAUACAUAAACUGUAUACCUUCUGCACUUACUGUACCUCCCUCUACUGUAAUGUAACCUGUAAAGUGAUGAGUACACCUGUUAGUGCUAUAUAAAUAAAAUAUACAUACACUGUAUUCCUACUGCACUUACUGUACCUCCCCCUACUGUAAUGUAACCUGUAAUGCUGAGUACACCUGUUAGCGCUAUAUAAAUAAAAAAAUACAUACUCUGUAUACCUACGGCACUUACUGUACCUCCCUCUACUGUAAUGUAACCUGUAAAGUGCUGAGUACACCUGUUAGUGCUAUAUAAAUAAAAUAUACAUAAACUGUAUACCUACUGCACCUCCCUGUACUGUAAUGUCACAUGUAAAGUGCUGAGUACACCUGUUAGCGCUAUAUAAAUAAAAUAUAACUACACUGUAUACCUACUGCACUUACUGUACCUCCCUCUACUGUAAUGUAAUCUGUAAAGUGCUGAGUACACCUGUUAGUGCUAUAUAAAUAAAAUAUACAUACACUGUAUACCUACUGCACUUACUGUACCUCCCUCUACUGUAAUGUAACCUGUAAAGUGCUGAGUACACCUGUUAGUGCUAUAUAAAUAUAAUAUACAUACACUGUAUACCUACUGGACUUACUGUACCUCCCUCUACUGUAAUGUAACCUGUAAGGUGCUGAGUAUACCUGUUAGCGCUAUAUAAAUAUAAUAUACAUACACUGUAUACCUACUGCACUUACUGUACCUCCCUCUACUGUAAUGUAACCUGUAAGUGCUGAGUACACCUGUUAGCGCUAUAUAAAUAUAAUAUACAUACACUGUAUACCUACUGCACUUACUGUACCUCCCUCUACUGUAAUGUAAUCUGUAAAGUGCUGAGUACACCUGUUAGUGCUAUAUAAAUAUAAUAUACAUACACUGUAUACCUACUGCACUUACUGUACCUCCCUCUACAGUAAGUACACCUUUUAGCACUAUCCAUAUAUCUAUUUCUCUCGGUUUCUACAUUACCCUUUAAAAGGUUCUGAAAUGUUACUUUUAUUCCGUACACGACAUCAUUAGUAAUCCUGAGUCUUGCUUCACAUUACCAGGAAACCUAUUCAUAUAAUCCACUACAGAUAUUCUGUGGAAAUCUAUUUACAGACUACCACGAUAUUUGUAAUAAUAAAUGGUGAUUGGUAAAUUUUUACAUAAGGCAGUUGUUUUAUUUUUGUCCUGGAGACCUGCUUUGUGCCUCCUGCAGACUGCACAGGCUGGGGGUCUCUGCCCUUUCUGUCAGAUGUAAGUUUAAUCAUUCGUGCUGUAACUAACUGACUGAUGCUUUAACACAAUCUACCAAUAAAAGACUUUGAGACACA
Molecule: messenger RNA, 9471 nt
Organism: Pelobates cultripes (western spadefoot toad)
Lineage: Eukaryota; Metazoa; Chordata; Amphibia; Anura; Pelobatidae
Source: the annotation of a GenBank genome assembly